This is a messenger RNA of Penicillium brevicompactum, 2301 nucleotides long. Its product is annotated as Zn(II)2Cys6 transcription factor. The transcript has 9 exons. NCBI's taxonomy places the organism in Eukaryota, Fungi, Ascomycota, Eurotiomycetes, Eurotiales, Aspergillaceae. Bases 1 to 2301 code for a protein of 766 amino acids. The record is from RefSeq and is a predicted model, not a curated record. Gene Ontology annotation, molecular function: DNA-binding transcription factor activity, RNA polymerase II-specific; DNA binding; zinc ion binding. Gene Ontology annotation, biological process: regulation of DNA-templated transcription; DNA-templated transcription.
AUGGCUUCAGAGGCCCCAGUCACGAUCCCUGCAACUUCAAAGACUAAUCGAGUGUCCAAAGCAAAAGAACCCGCCAAGGCCGCGUGCUUCACAUGCCGUCGCAAAAAAGUGCGCUGCUCCGGUACUUCUCCAUGCACCUACUGCAGCAAGCGCGGACUUGAGUGUGCACUUCCGGAGCUAGGCCAGCGACGGGCUUACUCCAUCUUGCAAGUUCAAAAGCUUCGCGACAGAUUGGCACGAUUUGAGAAUUCCGAUGCCUUUGCUUCUCACCCUGAAUUUACAGACGUGGUCAAUGUUUUGGUGCCACCUACUGGCGAAACACCCUUUUCUUCAGCGGAAAAUGCCACUGCUAUUCGAUCCCCUCUGCCAACUCCGGUCGAUGUUGCAGAGGAUGCUACGCAACUUCCACUGGCACUGAGCGAGCCACGUGUUUCGGUGCUAGAACAGACCAGCCCACUCAGUCAUCGAGACAUCAAUAGGGAUACUUCUCUGACAUCAAGUCAUACAUUCGGCUCUCGGGUCCAGAGUCUUCUGGAGACUUCGAGUUACAAACGACCCAUCAACCAUUCAUACAGCACUAACACAACCAAGUCUCUACCGAGCAUGGAGCAAAUGCCCACAGAGCAUGAGGCAUAUCGCCUGCUAGAAGUCGUCAUAUUCUAUAUCGGCGAAACACAGCACCAUUUUGAUGUUCGUCAGUUUACUGAUCGCCUAGGUGAAUUCUAUGCCAAAUCGCUCGACAUGGCGCAGGAAUCAACACCGUGGGUCCUUGAGAUGCUUCUCAUUCUUUCUAUAGGGCAGCUAUUCUCAGGACAUGUCGAUUGUGACUCUGAGACACCAGGAGAUAAGCUUUUCAAUCACGCAUAUACAAACCUUCCAACGCUAGGUGAGCUGUAUACACUUGGCUCUCUGGGUGUUGAGCUUCUUGCCUUGGUGGCAGUAUAUCUUCAGAAUAUCAAUCGCAAGGAUGAAGCGUAUCUUCAUAUUAGCACUGCUCUGCGACUGGCAGUCUCUCUUGGCUUUCACCGCCGCUCAGGAUCCCAGCAAUUAUUGAAAUCUCAGCAAAUUCACAUAAACCGACUUUGGUGGACAGUAUACAUGCAAGAACGUCGCCUUGCUGCUGCCACCGGCAAUCCUUGUAGCAUCAAUGACGAGGCAAUUGAAUUGGCUCCUCCGACUGAUCGGAUAGGUUACUCGACCUCUGGGCUCUUGAGAAUUAACUUGAGAAUUUCCAGGGUCUUGAGCAGGAUCCUAACAGUCAUAUACGGCAAUGAACGCUUGGCUGAAGAUAGUUUUAUCCCCAACGUCCGAGAUAUUGUCAAAUCAAUUUUCGAAAUUGCGCAAGACAUUCCACCAGAGAACCUUGCAAGAUAUCCAGGCCUAAGUCUGGACUCUUCUACACGGGCUUCGGCAUAUCUGCACAUAAUGCUAUAUCAAGCACUCAUUCUUACAACUCGUCCAGUUAUGUUGCACGUAGUAAACAAGAUUUUGAAUGGCGAAAUCAGAGACCUCACAGCGCUCGAUGUUUCACCACUAGCAAGGUUUUGCCGCAGUUGCUCUGAGGCAGCUAGGCGGCUUUUAGACGUGAUAUGUGGUCUCCGGGAAAGGAACAUGUUGAUGAUAUUUGGAUUCUUCGACUUUGACGCUGUACUCAGCGCCGCUUUUGUGAUGAUCCUCUCUACUGUAAUAGACUCCAUUGGGACGAUCAGUCAACCGAGUCGGGAUAUCCCACCACCAGGUCUCCAAAUUGCACUUGAGACAUUACAAUUUCUUGCAGGCCGUGGUAAUUAUUUUGCCCAACGUGGAUACGAGGAUGCAAGACAAACGUGGCUACACUUUACCGCCUACCAGCAGCGCCGAGUUCAAAGAAGAAUGUCACAAGAUCAGUCACCAUCAAACGUUGAUCUUGGCAGUUCAGAUCGAGAUCUUUCAAACUCAAGCACGUCAAAACUACCAGCAACGCCCGUCACCUUGCAAAAUACGAGUAACGCUGCAGCAAGGCUCACGGAGACGUGGAAUCAACCAGCCUCAGUCGACUAUGAUCCCUUUAGAUCUUCUGCGGGCAACCAAGCACUGUCUUCGGAUACUGACUUAUUGAGCAAUUUAGCACACUUAUGGGAUGAGACUACAAACCCUGUGCCAGAGGAGAUGAUAACGGAAGGCAAUGAGUGUCCACCCGCCUCCACAGUCGAUGAAUUACAUAAUUCUCUCUAUCCGAUGUACAGCACCCUAGAUCUGGCACUGGGUAUGGACGACUUGGAGCAAUUUGCUGAGUUCCGGAAGAACAUCUUGAACCUAUGA